AUUAUAUAAAGAAAAGUUUUCAGUGGAGUUCCCAGUUCACCCACCUUAGCCACCAUGGGGCUAAGAAUUGCCAGCCUUUUUAUACUCUGGCUGGCUCUUUCCAAUGCAAAUGAAAUAAGAAAAGGAAGGACAAGAAGCCAUGGCCACUACGUCUGCAGCACUUGGGGAAACAACCAUUUCAAAACUUUUGAUGGAGACAUCUAUCAAUUCCCUGGCAUUUGCGAGUAUAAUUUUGCUUCUGACUGCCGAGAGUCUUACAAGGAGUUCUCUAUCCACAUUCAGCGUGCUCUGAACAGCAAUAACCACCCUGAGAUCCAGUACAUUCUGCUGACAAUCAAGGACUUUACAGUGUACCUCAGACCGAAGCUGGCUGUGGUGGAUGGACGGAUUGUGAAGACACCUUACUACAGCUCUGGUUUGCUCAUUGAAAGCAAUGACAUUUACACCAAGGUUUAUGCCAAAUUAGGCCUGAUUCUGAUAUGGAAUCAGGAAGAUGCACUGAUGGUGGAGCUGGACAGCAAAUUUAAUAACCAUACAUGUGGUCUCUGUGGGGAUUACAAUGGAGUUCCAAUCUACAAUGAGUUUAUUGAUGGAGAUACCAGCUACAAUUCAAUAACGUAUGGGAAUUUACAGAAGAUCAGCAAACCGAAUGCCGAAUGUGAAGAUCCUGAUGAAACUCAGGCUCUUCCAAGCUGUAAUGGGCAUCGUGAUGAGUGUGAGAGGUUGCUGACUUCCUCUGCAUUUGCUGAUUGUCGGUUACGUCUUAAUUUGGAAACUUACAUCCAAGCCUGCAUGCAGGACAAGUGUGCAUGUAAAGGAAAUGAGGACUCCUUCUGCCUCUGCAGCACCAUCUCUGAAUAUUCUCGCCAGUGUUCACAUGCGGGUGGUCGCCCAAGUGAAUGGAGGACACAGCACUUUUGCCCCAAGACCUGCCCUGAUACCAUGGUCUACAGAGAAAGCAGCUCACCCUGCAUGGAUACUUGCUCACACUUGGGGAUCAGCAGCCUUUGUGAGGAACACUACAUGGAUGGUUGUUUCUGCCCUGAAGGAACUGUGUACGAUGAUAUUACUGAAAAAGGCUGCAUACCUGCUAGCCAGUGCCACUGCAAACUCGAUGGAAAGGAGUAUUCACCUGGAGAAAGCAUUACCAAUGAAUGUGAAGAAUGCACCUGUGAUUCAGGCAGAUGGAUGUGCAAAGAUUUACCCUGUCCAGGCACAUGUUCAGUGGAAGGAGGUUCCCAUAUUACCACCUUCGAUGGGAAGAAAUACACCUUCCAUGGAGACUGUUACUAUGUGUUGGCCAAGGGUCCUACAAAUGACAGUCAUGCUCUCCUGGCAGACCUGGCUCCCUGUGGCUCCAGUGACAGGCAGACCUGUUUGAAGAGUGUUGUGCUGUUAGUAGAUCACAAAAAAAAUGUGGUGGUUUUCAGAUCAGAUGGCAGUGUGUUGCUGAAUGAAAUGACAGUGAACGUGCCUCAUGUGUCAGCCAGCUUCUCAGUAUUCAAGCCAUCUUCCUACUACCUUGUUGUACAAACUUCUUUUGGGCUUCAGCUGCAGAUCCAGCUGUUUCCAGUCAUGCAGGUGUUUGUGACUGUGGAUCAAUCGAUUCAAGGAAAACUUCAAGGUCUUUGUGGAAACUUUAAUGGAAUGGAAGGUGAUGACUUCAAAACGAGCAGUGGGCUGGUAGAAGCUACAGCAUCUGCCUUUGCUAACACAUGGAAAGCUCAGUCCACCUGUACAGAUCAGGUAGAAAAGCUGGAAGACCCCUGCAGUCUCAGUAUUGAAAGUGCAAUUUAUGCUGAGCAUUGGUGUUCAUUGCUGAAAAAUCCAGAAGGUCCUUUUGCAAGAUGUCAUGUAACCGUUGAUCCUACAGAAUACUAUAAGAAAUGUAAAUAUGACACUUGCCUCUGUGAAAACAAUGAAGAAUGCUUGUGUGCUGCCCUGUCCUCUUACUCAAGAGCCUGUGCUUUCAAAGGGAUCAUACUGGGAGGCUGGAGAAAAAGUGUCUGCACCAGUGAAGUGUCUGCCUGCCCAGGAAAUCAAAUCUUCCUUUACAAUCUUACAAUGUGCCAGCAAACCUGUCACUCUCUUGCUGAUGGUGAAAAGCAUUGCUUGCAAGACUUUGCUCCUGUGGAUGGCUGUGGCUGCCCAUAUAAUACAUACUUGGAUAACCAGGGUACCUGCGUGCCCAGGUCCAAGUGCCCAUGUUAUUACAAGGGGUCAUACCUGGAACCAGGGGAAUAUGUCAGCAGAGAUGGAGAACGUUGUGUUUGCCGAAAUGCAAAGGUCCAGUGUACUUCAGUGAAACUAAGAAUGAAAAAUGCAACAGAAUGCUCUUCUAACAAGAUAUACUUUGACUGCAAUGCAUCCCCACACUGGACUUCUCAAACACCUGUACAGCUUAGCUGUCAUACUCGUGGAACUGAUCAUUUCCAGGCAGAGUGUGUCUCAGGUUGUGUGUGUCCUGAAGGUCUAUUUGAUGAUGGGAGAGGGGGCUGUGUUGAGGAGAAGGACUGCCCAUGCAGUCAUAACAACCAGCAGUAUUCUCCUGGAGAGAAGAUAACAGUGGACUGCAACACCUGUACCUGCCAAAAUGGAGAUUGGAGCUGCACUAAAGAUCUGUGCUAUGGGACUUGUAUGAUAUAUGGAAGUGGCCAUUAUAACACCUUUGAUGGAAAAUUCUAUGACUUUGAUGGGAGUUGUGAAUAUGUGGCUACUCAGGAUUUUUGUGGUGACAAAAAUUCCAGUGGCUCGUUCAGUAUCAUCACGGAGAAUGUCCCCUGUGGAACUACAGGAGUCACCUGCUCAAAGGCUAUAAAAAUUUUUCUAGGGAAAACAGAGCUGAAACUGGAGAACAAAGAUUAUAAAGAAAUUCAGCGAGAUAUUGGUGAUGAUGUGCCAUAUUGGAACAGGACAGUAGGCCUCUACCUUGUUAUUGAGGCUAGCAAUGGUGUGAUGCUUAUCUGGGAUAAGAAGACUACUCUUUUCAUCAAGCUGACCCCUGAUUACAAAGGCAAAGUAUGUGGUCUGUGUGGCAACUUUGAUGACAAGUCCAACAAUGACUUUACAACAAGGAAUGGGCUGCAGGAGACUAAUGCACUGAAGUUUGGGAAUUCCUGGAAACAGUCUUCCUUGUGCCCAGAUGUCACAGAAGAGAUUAAGCCCUGUGAUGUGAAACCACAUCGGAAGUCCUGGGCAGAGAAAGAAUGCAGUAUCAUCCAGAGUGAAGUCUUUAAAAUUUGUCACUCCAAGGUGGACCCAAUUCCAUUCUAUGAAGCUUGUGUUCAUGAUGCCUGCUCUUGUGACAGUGGUGGAGAUUGUGAGUGCUUCUGUUCUGCAGUUGCUGCAUAUGCUCAAGAAUGUACCAAGGCUCAGGCCUGUGUUUUCUGGAGAACUCCUGAUAUAUGCCCAAUAUUUUGUGACUACUAUAACCCUCGUAAUGAGUGUGAUUGGCACUAUGAGCCUUGUGGCAGUAAUGUCACAACCUGCAAGAUGAUUAAUAAUGUCAGCACCAACUUCUCAGUACCAUACCUGGAAGGUUGCUACCCCAGAUGCCCUGAGGACAAACCUAUUUAUAAUGAAGAGACAAAGAAAUGUGUGCGUGGAGAUGAAUGUGGGUGUUACAUCAAUGGAACUUAUGUUCCACCUGGAGAAGAAAUAGCCACAGAAGACAACUGUACAAAAUGUGUUUGUCGCCCCCCCGGAUCCAUAGACUGCAGUCCAGUCCCAGGGUGUCCUUGUGUCAUCAAUGGAACAAGUUAUCCAGUGAAUGGAUUUGUGGCAAAAAUAGAGCAUGACGGCAUAUGUAUAAUAUACAUUUGUGCAGAAAAUGGUUCUGUAGUUCCCGAAGGGCCGCCCUUUCCUUGUCCGUCAACUGCUACACCUACAAUCAGUUCAACCUCCGUUCCAACAAGUACUCUUACUGCCACAGUUACCACUACAAGCUCUCCAGUUACUACAACUCCAUGUUUUGAUUUAAUCUGCAAUUGGACUAAGUGGUUUGAUGUUAGUGAUCCUGAAGAAGAUGGUGGUGACUAUGAAACUUACGAGGCAAUAAAACAACAUGGAAACGAAAUAUGUGAAGCUCCUGAAAAAAUUGAAUGCAGGGCAAAAGAUAAUCCUCAUAUGAGCUUAGAGGAACUUGGCCAGAAAGUAGAGUGUGAUGUUGCAUUUGGACUAAUCUGUAAAAAUGAGGAGCAAGAUGCAACUCUGUGGGAACUUUGCUAUGAUUAUAAAAUCAGGGUAUACUGUUGUGAGCUGCAGGAAGUGCCUUGUGGGACUCCAAGUACACCGAGUCUAACACCAACAACUUCAACCACCACCAGCACAACAGUACCUACCACCGCUAUUACCAGACAGACAACAUCAAUUGCCACCACGCCCAUACCCACCCCAACCGUCACAGGACAACCCCCAUCAUCAGUCACUAGCCCAGAAACUUCAACCUCUACAGUUCCACCUUCGACCACAACGAGCUCUCUUCACACAACAACCACGCCAACGCCAUCGGGACCUCCCAGCAGCAGCACCGCGACGAUGCCUCCCACCGUCACCACCACCCAAUUCACCCUGGGCACAACAACGACUGUUACUGGCACACCAACACCCACCACAACUACGACAACCACAUCCACACCCACGCCAACAACCACCCCUUCUACAACAACUACCACCACCAUACCCACAACUACAGCACCAACACCCACCACAACUACGACAACCACAUCCACACCCACGCCAACAACCACCCCUUCUACAACAACUACCACAGCCACACCCACACCUCCAGACUGUGACUGCAUAUGGACGGAGUGGAUUGAUGUGACUUACCCAAAUGCUUCUGACAGAAACAGUGGUGACUACGAAACCAUUGAGAAUAUUAAGGCGAUAAACGCCUCCUGGGUCUGCGAGAAUGCUGAGAAUGUUUCAUGCAGAGCAGAGAAAUUCCCUGACGUUCCCAUUGAAGAUUUAGGGCAGAAGGUGGAAUGCAGUGUUUCCACAGGGCUCAUCUGUAACAAUAGCGAUCAGACCAUAGGAGGUCCAAUACCGAUGCCGGUCUGCCUCAAUUACCAGAUCAGAGUCUGCUGCAUGCCAGACAGCUGUAUUACCACCACGCACUCCACACCUUCACCCACACCAAGCACAGUGUCCACAUCAACAACCACUCCCCCACCAACACCAUCGGAGUCUCCCAGCAGCACCAGCACCAGCACCACCACCACGAUGCCCCCCACCAGCACCACCACCAGCAGCACCCCGGGCACAACAACGACUGUUACUGGCACACCAACACCCACCCCAACUACUACAACCACAUCCACACCCACGCCAACAACCACCCCUUCUACAACAACUACCACAGCCACACCCACACCUCCAGGGAGUACAACACCUGAAUCGCCAACACCCACAAAGACGACUACUACAGUUCCUCCUUCACCUACCCCACUGUCAACAACCAGAACAACAGGAACGGAAAGUACAGUGUCCACCGUAAGCACCACUAUUCCACAGUCAACAUCAUCGGUACCAACAAGCACAGUGACGGCCACCACCCCUGUAGUCAUUGAAACAGGAUCGACGACGGAAGCCACCACUUCAGGCACCACAACCUCAGGAUCGACUCCCCGCAGCACCACAAUAAAAACGUCAACUACUCCACAUGAGACCAGUACCACGGGGACUGGCAGCCCUUCCACAGGGUCACAGACCACCACCGUCACCACCACCAGCAGCACCCCGGGCACAACAACGACUGUUACUGGCACCCCAACACCCACCCCAACUACUACAACCACAUCCACACCCACGCCAACAACCACCCCUUCUACAACAACUACCACCACCACACCCACACCUCCAGGGCCGAGAAGGGGAAGCCUGCCCACGCAAGUGAGCUUUGUUGUGGCCAGGGUUGGCUGGCUGGGGUCGCAGUUCCCAAGGAGACCCUUGAAUGUGGUGGAUGCCCAGAGGACCACCCAGUGUGCCUGCAUAUGGACGGAGUGGAUUGAUGUGACUUACCCAAAUGCUUCUGACAGAAACAGUGGUGACUACGAAACCAUUGAGAAUAUUAAGGCGCAGUACCCCUCCUGCGGGAAAGUUGAGAAUAUUUCAUGCAGAGCAGAGAAAUUCCCUGACGUUCCCAUUGAAGAUUUAGGGCAGAAGGUGGAAUGCAGUGUUUCCACAGGGCUCAUCUGUAACAAUAGCGAUCAGACCAUAGGAGGUCCAAUACCGAUGCCGGUCUGCCUCAAUUACCAGAUCAGAGUCUGCUGCAUGCCAGACAGCUGUAUUACCACCACGCACUCCACACCUUCACCCACACCAAGCACAGUGUCCACAUCAACAACCACUCCCCCACCAACACCAUCGGAGUCUCCCAGCAGCACCAGCACCAGCACCACGAUGCCCCCCACCAGCACCACCACCAGCAGCACCCCGGGCACAACAACGACUGUUACUGGCACACCAACACCCACCCCAACUACUACAACCACAUCCACACCCACGCCAACAACCACCCCUUCUACAACAACUACCACAGCCACACCCACACCUCCAGGGAGUACAACACCUGAAUCGCCAACACCCACAAAGACGACUACUACAGUUCCUCCUUCACCUACCCCACUGUCAACAACCAGAACAACAGGAACGGAAAGUACAGUGUCCACCGUAAGCACCACUAUUCCACAGUCAACAUCAUCGGUACCAACAAGCACAGUGACGGCCACCACCCCUGUAGUCAUUGAAACAGGAUCGACGACGGAAGCCACCACUUCAGGCACCACAACCUCAGGAUCGACUCCCCGCAGCACCACAAUAAAAACGUCAACUACUCCACAUGAGACCAGUACCACGGGGACUGGCAGCCCUUCCACAGGGUCACAGACCACCACCGUCACCACCACCAGCAGCACCCCGGGCACAACAACGACUGUUACUGGCACACCAACACCCACCCCAACUACUACAACCACAUCCACACCCACGCCAACAACCACCCCUUCUACAACAACUACCACAGCCACACCCACACCUCCAGACUGUGACUGCAUAUGGACGGAGUGGAUUGAUGUGACUUACCCAAAUGCUUCUGACAGAAACAGUGGUGACUACGAAACCAUUGAGAAUAUUAAGGCGAUAAACGCCUCCUGGGUCUGCGAGAAUGCUGAGAAUGUUUCAUGCAGAGCAGAGAAAUUCCCUGAUGUUCCCAUUGAAGAUUUAGGGCAGAAGGUGGAAUGCAGUGUUUCCACAGGGCUCAUCUGUAAGAAUAGCGAUCAGACAAUAGGAGGUCCAAUACCGAUGCCGGUCUGCCUCAAUUACCAGAUCAGUUUCUGCUGCAAGCCAGAAAACUGUACUCCAUCUACCACCACGCGCUCCACACCUUCACCCACACCGAGCACAGUGUCCACAUCAACAACCGCUCCCCCACCAACACCAUCGGAGUCUCCCAGCAGCACCAGCACCAGCACCACCACCACGAUGCCCCCCACCAGCACCACCACCAGCAGCACCCCGGGCACAACAACGACUGUUACUGGCACACCAACACCCACCCCAACUACUACAACCACAUCCACACCCACGCCAACAACCACCCCUUCUACAACAACUACCACAGCCACACCCACACCUCCAGGGAGUACAACACCUGAAUCGCCAACACCCACAAAGACGACUACUACAGUUCCUCCUUCACCUACCCCACUGUCAACAACCAGAACAACAGGAACGGAAAGUACAGUGUCCACCGUAAGCACCACUAUUCCACAGUCAACAUCAUCGGUACCAACAAGCACAGUGACGGCCACCACCCCUGUAGUCAUUGAAACAGGAUCGACGACGGAAGCCACCACUUCAGGCACCACAACCUCAGGAUCGACUCCCCGCAGCACCACAAUAAAAACGUCAACUACUCCACAUGAGACCAGUACCACGGGGACUGGCAGCCCUUCCACAGGGUCACAGACCACCACCGUCACCACCACCAGCAGCACCCCGGGCACAACAACGGCUGUUACUAGUACAUCAACACACACCACGACUUCUGCCAGUACAUCCAGAGAACCAGAAAUAAGCACCAAAACACCCCUGCCUCCAACUACAGAACCACAAAGUAAUUAA
Messenger RNA from Calidris pugnax (ruff), 8124 nucleotides. RefSeq names its product mucin 2, oligomeric mucus/gel-forming (gene MUC2). Gene Ontology annotation, molecular function: protein binding. Bases 55 to 8124 code for a protein of 2689 amino acids. The transcript is spliced from 41 exons. The record is from RefSeq and is a predicted model, not a curated record. Lineage: Eukaryota; Metazoa; Chordata; Aves; Charadriiformes; Scolopacidae. Gene Ontology annotation, cellular component: extracellular matrix.